GGAAGAUCAUGCGAGGUAUAGCCUUGGCACUAGGUGCGCCGUCGAAUGCUUUCGAAGGUGGAACGGCGGGAGAUCCUUUCUGGUAUCUCAGGCUGAUUGGGUAUCCAGCCCCAGCUAGUAUUCCACAGGAGCAACACACUGAUACUGGAUGUGGAGCUCACACGGAUUACGGCCUUUUGACACUGGUUAACCAAGAUGAUGACAUUUGUGCUCUUGAGGUCAGAAACCUGUCUGGCGAGUGGAUACAGGCGAAGCCAGUCCCUGGAACCUUUGUCUGCAACAUUGGUGACAUGCUAGAGGUUUGGUCUAAUGGAAUAUAUCAGCCCACACUCCAUAGAUUUUUCAACAACUCUCUUCAUUACCGUGUAUCUGUUGCCUUCUUCUAUGAGUCGAACUUCAAUGUUGUGGUUGAGCCUGCGGAGCUAUGCCGGGAGAAAACGGGCGGCGUUGCCAAGUACGACAAGGUGGUAUACGGGGAGCAUCUGGUCAAGAAAGUUGUGAACAACUUCGUGUUGUAAGGUCUGGCGUACGGCUUACAAACCAUGAUUUUGAUGUGCCUUGUUGUUGUUACGCCACGCGCGUCCCGUCCGGCGUGCUUUGUUCUCGUUAUGAUUAUUAUCUUACCAGGAUUUCGAUGCGCUUAUCAUAUAGAGAGACCGGGAGUUACAACUAUUUGCGGUUGUAUCACUUUGAUGCGGUGCAAUAAAUCAAUGAAAUGUUUCUGUC
This is a messenger RNA of Triticum aestivum (bread wheat), 726 nucleotides long. Its product is annotated as 2-oxoglutarate-dependent dioxygenase 33-like. Bases 9 to 518 code for a protein of 169 amino acids. The transcript has 6 exons. NCBI's taxonomy places the organism in Eukaryota, Viridiplantae, Streptophyta, Magnoliopsida, Poales, Poaceae. The record is from RefSeq and is a predicted model, not a curated record.